Rotaria sp. Silwood2 is the source of this 1947-nucleotide messenger RNA. The record is from the annotation of a GenBank genome assembly. Lineage: Eukaryota; Metazoa; Rotifera; Eurotatoria; Philodinida; Philodinidae.
AUGCGAUUAGCAUUAAAAAAAUUAAAACGAUAUCAACAAACAGUUCAUCAAUUUGGUAUUUAUUAUUAUGCUAAAAUGAUAAAAUUAAUGCGACCAGCUAAUUCACACAUGAAUGAAUCUACAAAAGAGUUUUUAAAACAAGUUAAAAUUGCUGAUAAUGUUGAUAUAAUAACAGAUAUUUCUUUCUCAUAUUCAACAACAACAACAACGAAUCCAGCAUCAACCAAUGAUUUUAAAGGUUAUUUUCGAGAUUACAAUGAUGAUGAUUAUUAUUAUUGUAAAAGUCAUUAUUCAUAUAAUGAUACUGAUCCACAACGUUAUUUGAAUAGAAUUUCUAAAUCAUCUUCCUAUAAUUUAUAUGAACAAAAUCAAGCUCUAACUCAUUUCAUUAUGGCUGAAGGAAGUGAUAUUCAUCAUGAAAGUCGAGCCAAAUGGCCGAUUAGUGCGGAUGAGUAUGAACUUGAAGAAAUGAUUGGUCGAGGUGCUACAGCUACUGUUCAAGCUGCAACAGUAAAAAAAACCAAAGAACGUGUUGCAGUUAAACGUAUUAAUCUUGAUCGAUGUAAUACAUCCCUUGAAGAGCUUUUAAAAGAAAUACAAGUAAUGAGUCAAUGCCAACAUGAAAAUGUUGUACGAUUUUAUACAUCAUUUGUUGUUGGAGAAGAAUUAUGGCUCAUUAUGAAAUUAUUAGAUGGAGGUUCAUUACUUGAUGUUAUACGUUAUACAAUGCAACGUGGUAAUUGUCGUAAUGGUGUUCUUGAUGAAGUUGCAAUUGCAACUGUUUUACGAGAAGUUAUUAAAGGUUUAGAAUAUUUUCAUACAAAUGGACACAUACAUAGAGAUAUUAAAGCUGGUAAUAUUUUAUUGGGUACAGAUGGAAGUGUUCAAAUUGCUGAUUUUGGUGUUAGUGCUUUUAUUGCAUCAGGUGGAGAUAUGACACGAGAUAAACAACGACAUACAUUUGUUGGUACACCUUGUUGGAUGGCACCUGAAGUUAUGGAACAACAACCAACGGGUUAUGAUACUAAAGCGGAUAUAUGGUCAUUUGGUAUAUUAGCAAUUGAAUUAGCAACGGGUACAGCUCCUUAUCAUAAAUAUCCUCCAAUGAAAGUUUUAAUAAUGACUUUGCAAAACGAACCGCCAACAUUAGAUAUAUGUGCAGAAGAUCGUGAUCAAUAUAAACAAUAUAGCAAAACCUUCAGGAAGUUGAUUGAGCAAUGUUUACAAAAAAAUCCUGCUGAUCGUCCAACAGCUAAACAAUUAUUAAAACAUGAUUUUUUUAAAAAAGCUAAAGAUCGUUCAUAUAUAGCAAAAUAUUUAGCAUUGAAAUUUCAGGAUAGAAAAAAAAUGGAAGAAAAAACAGUUAAUCGACGUAAACCAACAUCUGUACGUGCUGUACGUGUUAGUGAUAGUGGAGAAUGGACAUUUAGUAGUGGUUCAGAUGGUGAAAAUGCAAGUGGAAAUGAAACAACAGUAAAUGAUGAUUUAGCAAAUAAAAUAAAACAAUUAGAAAAUCAAACAGUUAAAAAUAUUGGAGAUUUAAUUGAAAAAAAUGAAUCUUUAGCAAAAUCGAAUCUAUCAUCGAAUGAAGGAACAUCACAAACGGCUUCAGAUGAUAUUACUACUGCAGUCAAAGAACUAUCGACUGAUGAUAAUCAAGUUCUCAAAUUUACUCUAAGAAUACGAAAUGCACAAGGAGAUCUACAUGAUAUUAAAUUUGAAUUUAACAAAGCAACUGAAACUGUACCAGAUGUCGUUUCAGAAAUGGUAUCAGCUAAUUUAAUUGAUGAACGUGAUGCACAACCUGUUACUUCUACAAUGACGAAACUCGUAGAAAAUCCAUCACUUAGCACUGCAACAUUUGCUCUAAAAUCGUAUGUCGAUCCCAGCCAACCAUCUGACGAUAAGUUACUUAUUGGCUUUGCUCAACUUUCAUUGAACACUUGA